This is a messenger RNA of Leucoraja erinaceus (little skate), 346 nucleotides long. RefSeq names its product dolichyl-phosphate mannosyltransferase subunit 3, regulatory (gene dpm3). Gene Ontology annotation, biological process: GPI anchor biosynthetic process. The transcript is spliced from 2 exons. The coding region runs from base 59 to 346 and encodes 95 amino acids. Gene Ontology annotation, cellular component: endoplasmic reticulum membrane; dolichol-phosphate-mannose synthase complex. The record is from RefSeq and is a predicted model, not a curated record. Lineage: Eukaryota; Metazoa; Chordata; Chondrichthyes; Rajiformes; Rajidae.
AUCUCCCCACACUAACUCUCUCCCUCUCUCCUCUCUCUCCCCGCAGGCUACAGUGACCAUGUUGAAGGUGUUGGAGUGUGUGUUGUGUUUGGGGCUGGUCACCCUGUGCUGGGCUUGGCUGCUCCUGUGGCCGGAGACAUUGCCGUUGCCGUUGCCGGCUGGACUGGCCUGGCCGUUGCCGGGCUACCUGGUGGUGGGGCUGGGCUGCUACGGGCUGGCCACUGUGGGCUGGGGGCUGGCCACAUUCAACGAGUGCCGGGGGGCAGCCGAGGAGCUGGGCCGGGAGCUGGGGGAGGCUCGCAGGGGGCUGCACCACAGGGAGUUCAGAUUCUCACGGACACGGUGA